Molecule: messenger RNA, 1857 nt
Organism: Cephus cinctus (wheat stem sawfly)
Lineage: Eukaryota; Metazoa; Arthropoda; Insecta; Hymenoptera; Cephidae
Gene: nAChRalpha2
Product: acetylcholine receptor subunit alpha-L1
Exons: 7
Coding region: 33-1673 (546 amino acids)
Biological process (GO): nervous system process; chemical synaptic transmission; monoatomic ion transmembrane transport
Cellular component (GO): neuron projection; synapse; postsynaptic membrane
Molecular function (GO): acetylcholine-gated monoatomic cation-selective channel activity; transmembrane signaling receptor activity
Source: RefSeq, a predicted model, not a curated record
CAAUGCUGGCUGUGGACUAGGUAAAUUGGAAUAUGAUGAUACUCCAGUUUGGAAUCGUGGUGCUCAGUAUCCUGGCCAGGAACUCCUUGGGUAAUCCUGAUGCCAAGAGAUUAUAUGACGAUCUUCUCUCUAAUUACAAUAGACUGAUACGUCCUGUGUCUAAUAAUACUGACACUGUUGUUGUCAAGCUGGGACUGAGAUUGUCACAGCUUAUUGAUCUGAAUCUCAAGGAUCAAAUACUCACCACCAAUGUCUGGCUUGAGCAUGAAUGGCAGGAUCACAAAUUCCAAUGGGAUCCUUUAGAGUAUGGUGGGGUCACUGAACUUUAUGUACCCAGUGAACACAUAUGGUUACCGGAUAUAGUCCUGUACAACAAUGCCGAUGGUGAAUACGGUGUGACAACCAUGACGAAAGCUAUUCUACACCAUACCGGAAAGGUUCUCUGGACACCACCAGCCAUUUUUAAGUCCUCCUGCGAGAUCGACGUACGAUAUUUUCCAUUUGAUCAGCAAACGUGCUUCAUGAAAUUCGGUUCCUGGACCUACGACGGUUUCCACAUCGACCUGAAGCAUAUAAAUCAGAACAUGGGCGAUAACAACGUCAAGGUAGGAAUUGACCUCAGGGAAUAUUAUCCAAGUGUGGAAUGGGAUAUACUGGAUGUCCCAGCAGAAAGACAUGAGAAAUAUUAUCCCUGCUGCCACGAGCCUUACCCUGACAUUUUCUUUAACAUUACCCUAAGACGUAAGACCCUCUUUUACACUGUUAAUCUAAUAGUCCCCUGCGUAAGCAUUUCCUAUCUAUCAGUGCUAGCAUUUUAUCUGCCAGCAGAUUCCGGUGAGAAAAUAGCACUCUGCAUUAAUAUUCUCUUAUCCCAAACCAUGUUCUUCCUUCUGAUAUCAGAAAUCAUCCCAUCAACAUCAUUAGCACUGCCAUUGCUAGGCAAAUACCUUCUCUUCACAAUGAUACUAGUAGGGCUCUCCGUAGUGAUAACAAUUAUAAUACUGAAUGUGCACUAUCGAAAGCCAAGUACUCACAAAAUGGCACCUUGGGUGCGGAUAGUAUUUAUAAGAAAACUGCCAAAGUUAUUACUCAUGAGAGUGCCAGAUGAUCUGCUCAAUGAUCUAGCAGCACAUAAGAUCCAGGGUCGUGGAAGAUCCAGCAGCAAGAAGAAUAAAUUCAACGCCGCCGUUGCAGCAGCAGCUCAGUCGUCAUCUAUAGUAUCAUCACCGGAUUCAGCAAGGCAUCAAGGUCUAGGAGGAUGUAACGGACUUCAUACCACCACUGCUCACAAUAGAUUCCUGGUGGGUAGUCUUGGCGGAUACAAUGGCCUCCCCACAGUAAUGUCUGGACUUGACGAAUCUCUGAGUGAUGUAACGCCUAAGAAAAAAUAUCCCUUCGAAUUAGAGAAGGCUCUUCACAAUGUAAUGUUUAUCCAGCAUCACAUUCAGCGACAAGAUGAAUUCAAUGCGGAAGAUCAAGACUGGGGCUUCGUAGCUAUGGUACUGGACCGUCUCUUCCUCUGGAUCUUCACAAUAGCCUCGAUCGUUGGCACCUUCACAAUCCUCUGCGAAGCACCAGCUCUCUACGACGACACCAAGCCCAUAGACAUGGAACUCUCCUCCGUAGCUCAACAACAAUUUCUACCACCAAAUCAAAGUUUCUUAGGACACUAGGAUAAUCGGUUAUACGCUGAUACAUUAUUAUAGCAUAAUUUAGAAUUGUCAGUGAAGAAACGAAACGUUAAUACAGUUAAAAAUGUUUUUAUCCAUUCAAUUUUUCUUCUUAUACCGGAACAAACAAUCGAGGGUGUAAAAUGAUAGCCAUUUGAAUCACUAAUAAAGCAGAAGAUAACCGUAA